Molecule: messenger RNA, 719 nt
Organism: Pundamilia nyererei
Lineage: Eukaryota; Metazoa; Chordata; Actinopteri; Cichliformes; Cichlidae
Product: bridging integrator 2-like
Exons: 4
Coding region: 357-692 (111 amino acids)
Biological process (GO): phagocytosis, engulfment; plasma membrane tubulation; podosome assembly
Cellular component (GO): cytoplasm; podosome; plasma membrane
Molecular function (GO): protein binding; phospholipid binding
Source: RefSeq, a predicted model, not a curated record
CCCGCCUACGUCACGUCGCUGAAUCAGCUGCGCUGCACCACAGAAGCGUAAUUUACGCACAUAAUUUUCAGGUGAGUUUUCGCUGGAAGAGUUUACCUGGCCGCAGGUGCAGGAGUGGAUUUCUCAACUCUUACGUGACGUGUUUUCAGCAGAUGAAAACACGCAGGAACGUUUCCAAAUGGCCUAAUUUCUUUGACAAGUCGCAACAGGACGAGCUGACUGAUCUCUGGCUGCGCGCGCGCGUUUUGACAUUGUGUUGCUCCACCUCCGCCUACAACAGCUGAAGUCGCAGUUGAAUCGCACGGAGGAAGCGCAUAGCAGUCAGGGAGGAGAGAGAGACAGCGCGACAGCUGACGAUGGCGGAGAAUAAGAUGGGCCCGAACCUCCAGGCUGGAGCCGGAAUCUUCGCGAAACGGGUCCAGAAGUCCUUGAACCGAGCCCAGGAGAAGGUUCUUCAGAAACUGGGCAAAACUAUGGAAACCAAAGAUGAGCAGUUUGAGCUCUGUUUCCAGAACCUCAACAAACAGCAGAUCGACGGAAGCAGGUUGUUUAAAGAUGUCAAAGCCUACUAUGCAGCAGUGAAAGGCAUGCAUGAGACAUCUAAGCGGCUAUCCCAGACGCUGAGCGACAUCUAUGAAUCGGACUGGGAUGGAGUGAAAGAUCUCGCUGUUAUAACAGAAGUAGGAUUAUGAUGCAGCCACUGUUUUAUUUGGGAAGUC